AUGCGUUUCAACUCAAUUCUUUCCCUGGCCUUUGGGCUCCCAGUGGCCGUAGCAGGCCCUUGCAAACCCAGUUCUUCUUCUCCAUCUAGCGAUGCGGUUGUAAUAACUUCAACUCUGGCGACUGCGUCUGGAGUCGCGUCUACGCAGACAGCCAGCGCGACUGCACCAGGGAACAUCGAGACUUCUACGACUGGUGUUUCGCUCGCCUUGACAUCAACUGGAUCUGACACUUCGACCCUCAUUACAUCACUCGACACGACUGAGACUACAGCACUCGUACCUACAACAACGACCUCGGAAGAACCCGCUGUCACAACUUUCAACAUCGUUGCCGAGGGCGGCCCAGCAGAUGGCAUAGUAAUGGGUCAGAGGGAGAACUACUACGAUCCCCAAUUUGCCUCCAAUCCAGCUUGGGAACCCGUCGCCUUCAUCCUUGAAGAAGGCACAGGCUAUCUCCGCCGCGCCGACCCAUACAACCCUAUUUUCCCACUCAUCUGUAUCCGCUGGGGUUCAGGUACAGAACCCAGCCCAGGCUGGUUCAUCGACUGCUCAGCGUCAGACUCAUACUUCGGCGCGCCUAUUAAAUGCGACCUCAAAAGUGGCGGCGAGCUCUCUUGCUCAAUUCCUGCUGGCCACUGUAGAUACUAUACUAUUCCUCCGAGGGACAACGGUGCUUGGGAUUGUCAGGCGGAUACUGGCGUUUUCCGGAACUUCUAUACAGAGGAGAGCGUGGAUGAUGAUGGUGUUACUUUUUAUGAACCCUGGAUGGGCUCUGAAGGAUUAGAAGGAUAUGAAGGGCAAGGCCUUCCUAAUCCCUUGGAAUCAGUGACGUUUCGUUGGACAAGUGCGGAUUAG
Molecule: messenger RNA, 855 nt
Organism: Fusarium subglutinans
Lineage: Eukaryota; Fungi; Ascomycota; Sordariomycetes; Hypocreales; Nectriaceae
Exons: 2
Coding region: 1-855 (284 amino acids)
Source: RefSeq, a predicted model, not a curated record